CAGCCUCAUCCUUUCAUCUGCUGUAGUCAGCAGAAUACAGGAGGAAGGGAGCAGAGUGUAGCACAGACACCGGAGCUGCUUUACACAGAGAGCAUCCUGCAGGAGAGACAGGACCUGAGUUACAGAGCGGAGAAGGAGAGAGAUAACGGGAGAGAAAGAGAGGGAGAAACAGAGAGAGAAAGAGAUAAGCAGAGAGAGAAAGAACGGAUAGAGAACCAGAGAGAAAGGUAGAUAGAGAGAGAAAGAGAGAGAGAGAAAAGAAAGAGAGAGAAAGCAGGCUGUCUGCCUUAGGACUACUGCAGCUGCACUAAAUCUCUUGGCUGUCACGCCAGCACUCACCGGAGGAGAGAGGAGAUAGAAGAUAGAAGAGAGAGGAGAGUGAUUUCACUAAGGAUUUCAUUGGUAUGGUCUCUGGGACGAAUAGCGAUGGGUACCCAACAAGACCGUCUGUCACCAGAUCAAACUUAAAAAGGAAAACUGGAGGAAAAGAAAAGUUCCUUUGGAUUGCUCCUGUCUAUCUUCUCCAGAAAAAGCAUUAGAUUCUACCUUUCUGUUUUCUUGAGUAAAGUGAAGGAGAAGAGAGAAAGUGCAGGAUAACCUUGUGACUAUUUCCUAAAAGAUGAACCGACGGUACAGUAGAAGGAGGAUUUCUGACUGACUAACUCUUUGCCCUUUGCUCUCCACUGUCCUGUCCUGUCCGAGCCCCCCCACCUCUCCAUACACUCCCACUGCUCGGCGGGACAACACACUCAUGGUGGAUGCAAAGGGCCGGAACAUGAAAUGUCUGACCUUCCUCUUGAUGCUCCCAGAGUCAGUCAAGAGCAAGUCACUGAGCUCCAGGAGCUCCAAAAAGACAGUAAACAGCAGCAGCGCUGCCGGGGGCAGUACCGGGUCCAAGCUGCCUCCGGUGUGUUACGAGAUCAUUACCCUGAAGAACAAGAAGAAAAAGAGGAUGGCAGAUAUUUUCCCUAAGAAGCAGGGUGAAGGGUCGUCCACCACCACAGUGCAGGAGAACCAACAACAGAACCUGAAUAACAACAUUCAGAACUGUAACUGGCAGGGGCUGUACUCUACUAUACGAGAGAGAAACUCUGUGAUGUUCAACAAUGAGUUGAUGGCCGACGUUCAUUUCGUGGUGGGACAGACAGGAGGGACACAGAGACUUCCAGGACACAGGUAUGUUCUCGCUGUUGGCAGUUCAGUGUUCCAUGCCAUGUUUUAUGGAGAGCUUGCGGAAAACAAGGAUGAAAUCCGGAUUCCGGACAUGGAGCCUGCUGCAUUCCUGGCAAUGUUGAAGUACAUCUAUUGUGAUGAGAUAGACCUGAAUGCUGACACAGUGCUGGCCACGCUCUACACUGCUAAGAAGUACAUUGUGCCCCACCUGGCCAGAGCCUGUGUUAACUUUCUGGAGACUAGCCUUUCAGCCAAGAACGCCUGCGUCCUGCUUUCACAGAGCUGUUUGUUUGAGGAGCCUAAGUUGACCGAGCGAUGCUGGGAGGUGAUUGAUGCCCAGGCAGAGCUGGCCCUGCGGUCGGAGGGUUUCACUCACAUCGACUCCCAGACACUAGAGAGUAUCCUCCAGAGAGAGACCCUCAACGCCAAAGAGGAGGUGGUGUUUGAGGCAGCUCUGAGCUGGGCCGAAGCAGAGUGUCAGAGACAGGACCUCACCACCUCCAUCGACAACAAACGCAAGGUGCUGGGCAAGGCCGUAUUCCUCAUUCGCAUCCCCACCAUGACAUUGGAUGACUUUGCUAAUGGUGCCGCUCAAUCAGGCGUCCUGACCCUGAACGAAACCAACGACAUCUUCCUGUGGUACACCGCAGCCAAGAAACCGGACCUCCUGUUCGCCAGCCAACCACGGAAGGGCCUGUCUCCUCAGCAAUGCCACCGUUUCCAGUCCUGUGCCUACCGGAGCAACCAGUGGCGCUACCGGGGACGCUGCGACAGCAUUCAGUUCACAGUGGACCAACGCAUCUUCAUCGCUGGGUUUGGCCUCUAUGGCUCCAGCUGCGGAUCGACCGAGUACUCGGCUAAGAUUGAGCUCAAACGCCAGGGCCUUCUCCUCGGACAGAACCUGAGUAAAUACUUCUCUGAUGGUUCUAGCAACACGUUCCCCGUGUGGUUUGAGUACCCUGUGCAGAUAGAACCGGAUAUGUUCUACACGGCCAGCGUGGUGCUGGAUGGGAGCGAGUUGAGUUACUUUGGACAGGAAGGCAUGACGGAGGUGCAGUGUGGGAAGGUGACGUUUCAGUUCCAGUGUUCGUCAGACAGUACCAACGGAACCGGAGUCCAAGGGGGACAGAUACCUGAACUCAUCUUCUACACAUAAAUUAACCUAAUGCCUAAUGUGUACCUUCUGUGACCAUUCACAUGUCUGGUUCCGCGUCCACUCACGUCCUUGGAAAAGUAUCCCAUGAACAUGUGCGGAAUGGGAGGGGAACGUUCAAUAUUGCAACAUUUUUGUUUGAUUGGCCUUAGUGCGGAAGAGGAAGGUAUGAGUUAUGGACCAUACCAUUAGUUUGGCAGUAAAAUGACCUAGUGGCCUCAUGGGUGGAAUGUAAUGAAUAUUUUUUUUAAUUGCAUAAUUGUCAAGUGGUUUUGUGAUAUUUCAGUCUGUGAUGUGUAUCAAUUGUAAUAUUGGGAUGCAAACUCAAAAUGUAAUACAUAUCAACUCGAUGUCUGACACAGGUGUCUUUUUGUCAGCCCAUAACUAUGUGUGUGAGGUGUAUACCUUCGUAGAUGUGUUUACUGCUACCAAUAAAUACUCUGUGUGACCCUGUUUUAGCCCACCGUACUAAAACGUCUUAAGUUCUAUGGUUGGAUGGUCAAAAUGUGUCCAUGGUGUCUGAGAAUGGAUUUAGUUUCUAGGUGAUAAUUUAUUUGCAGGUGCUGGAAGACUUUAGGAUAGUGGACUCAUUACUGUCUUCAACAGAUAUUUUCUUUGUACAUUGUGUCAGUAUUAUUUGGACUUCUCUCUUUCUGUACGUGCGAAACAACAGAUAUCUAAUUUGGGAAUUUGAAAACACGUAAUUGAGGAUUCUGUUUUGGUGCUGUUAGAUGGUCUCCCACUCUGUGCCAUGAGUUCUUAAUCUUAAAAAAUAGUCUCUAACAUCAGAGCAUAAACUGAAGAGGGUUCAAUAUCAUAACAUGUCUCUAAUGUAUGUACAGAGAUAGCCCCAUUGUCACGAAUAUUACCGAAGGUGACUCCCCUUCUUGUUCGGGUGGCGCUCGGCGGUCGUCGUCGCCGGUCUACUAGCUAUCGCUGAUCCGUUGUUCUGUGUUCGUUUAGUUCUGUCUAAUUGGUAUCACCUGUUUCUUGUUUGGUUGUUAGGAUAGGGUUAUAUAUAGUCUGUUCAGCCCGCUUCUGUUUCGUGCGGGCUUGUUCUCCUGUUUCUUUGGUUGAGUGUAUUUUUGUUGGCAUUUGGGUUUCACGCUGUCCGUUUAUAUUUCUGUUCAUUUGUGUUUCCACUUUUGUUCAUGUUAUGUUUCCAGGACAUUAAAGCGUGUUGUUUUUCCCACAUCCUUUGCUCUCUGCGCCUGACUCCACACCUCUUCACUCAUUGACACGUAACAGAAGCCCGCACCUCCUAUGGAGUCAGCAGGAGCAGCGACCACUCCUCUUCCCACUAUGGAAGAGCGAGUUCAACAUCACACGUCCAUCCUCCAUCGCCUAGGAUCAGCGAUGGAUCAGAUGAUGGAGAGGAUGGAUCGUUGGGAGAGGAAUGGUUUCCCUACUACUACCCCACCGACCCUCCUACCAGCAACUCUACCAUCUCCCCCAUCUGGAUCCGGUUCCAGCGCUCUGCGCAUUACGCCUCCGAGGAAUUACAAUGGAGCAGCGACGGGGUGCCAGGGAUUCCUGCUGCAAUUAGACCUCUACCUGGCCACCGUUCGGCCGGCCCCCUCGGAGGAGGAGAGAGUAGGGGUCCUCAUCACCUGCCUGACCGGUAGAGCCCUGGAGUGGGCUAAUGCGGUCUGGAACGGGCCCGACUCAGCGAAGGACAACUACCCGGAGUUCAUCCGCUGUUUCAGGGCUGUGUUCGAUCACCCUCCAGAAGUUCGAGCGGCGGGUGAGAGAUUGUUCCAUCUUAGACAGGGGACGAGGAGCGCGCAGGACUUCGCGCUGGAGUUCCGGACCUUGGCUGCGGGAGCAGGGUGGAACGACAGGGCCCUGAUAGACCAUUACAGGUGUAGCCUGAGAGAGGACGUCCGUAGGGAGCUGGCCUGUCGGGAUACUACACUUAGCCUGGAUGGACUGAUAGACCUGUCGAUCCGGUCGGACCAUCUGCUAGCUGCUCGUGGACGUUCUGAAAGGGUCCUGUCAGUUCUACCUCCUGAUCCUCCUGCCCCUAUCCCGAUGGAGCUAGGAGGGACUGCGUCAAGGGAGAUCGGAGGAGGAAGCUCCUCCUGUACCAGUUGUGGCCGGAGAGGGCACACGUCUGGUCGGUGCUGGAGGAAUUAAUCUGGGAAUCGUGAGGGCAGGCAGAACACUCAUCGGUCACCCCAGGCCGGUGGUAGCUGGUCCUAUGCAGGAAGAUGAGGUUCCGGAGGUUCCUCCGCCCCCUCUGGACAUCGAGGGGUCCCCGGCGUACAAGAUACGAGCCAUUCUGGACUCUAGACGCCGGGUGAGAGGCUUGCAGUACCUCGUUGACUGGGAGGGGUACGGUCCGGAGGAGAGGUGCUGGGUCCCGGUGAGGGAUAUUCUAGAGCCAUCUAUGUUGAGUGAAUUCCAUCGCCUCCGUCCGGAUCGUCCCCGAGGCCGGCGUCGGCGCGCUGCGGGAGCUAUGCGUCAGGAGGGGGGUACUGUCACGAAUAUUACCGAAGGUGACUCCCCUUCUUGUUCGGGUGGCGCUCGGCGGUCGUCGUCGCCGGUCUACUAGCUAUCGCUGAUCCGUUGUUCUGUGUUCGUUUAGUUCUGUCUAAUUGGUAUCACCUGUUUCUUGUUUGGUUGUUAGGAUAGGGUUAUAUAUAGUCUGUUCAGCCCGCUUCUGUUUCGUGCGGGCUUGUUCUCCUGUUUCUUUGGUUGAGUGUAUUUUUGUUGGCAUUUGGGUUUCACGCUGUCCGUUUAUAUUUCUGUUCAUUUGUGUUUCCACUUUUGUUCAUGUUAUGUUUCCAGGACAUUAAAGCGUGUUGUUUUUCCCA
Molecule: messenger RNA, 5142 nt
Organism: Oncorhynchus nerka (sockeye salmon)
Lineage: Eukaryota; Metazoa; Chordata; Actinopteri; Salmoniformes; Salmonidae
Product: BTB/POZ domain-containing protein 3-like
Exons: 7
Coding region: 752-2329 (525 amino acids)
Biological process (GO): dendrite morphogenesis; neurogenesis; cerebral cortex development
Cellular component (GO): cytosol
Molecular function (GO): protein binding
Source: RefSeq, a predicted model, not a curated record